AUGCGAGAUUUGAUGGAGCGACUGGGACCCUCAUUUCUACAGUUCUCCUCACCUGAGCCCAUAAGCCUUGUAGGCUGGUUGCUCCAGCGACUCGCAACAACAAGUAGCCGACUAUUUAGUCCUGCUGCUUGUCGUCAUGGCUCCAGUUGCUAUGCUGGUCAACCGCCAUUUCAUCACCUCUUCGGGCCUACAUGUCUGGACAGGCCUCAAACUCAACCGUCUGAAGUAGCCCAUUCUUCUGAGGCCACGCAUCAGGCAGACUGCGACCUGAGGAUUCGGCUGUCUGACCUCCGAAGGCUUAACAACCACGUGGCUGGUACUUCUUGUGGUCGCUUCACUUUCCUGCAAUUUCCAGGCUUGGCAGAUUGGCAGGCAUGUAAAUAUGAUAAGUUCAUGCAUAUCUUUGGCCUUAUUUUUCUCUCACCUUUCCGUAAUUUAAUAAAGAGCCACACUUGCGAGUUAAGAUGUCACAGCUUGGCUUUGGACACUUGA
Messenger RNA from Protopolystoma xenopodis, 492 nucleotides. The record is from the annotation of a GenBank genome assembly. NCBI's taxonomy places the organism in Eukaryota, Metazoa, Platyhelminthes, Monogenea, Polystomatidea, Polystomatidae.